Messenger RNA from Bursaphelenchus xylophilus (pine wood nematode), 2388 nucleotides. The record is from the annotation of a GenBank genome assembly. NCBI's taxonomy places the organism in Eukaryota, Metazoa, Nematoda, Chromadorea, Rhabditida, Aphelenchoididae.
AUGCUUCGGAACGUGGUGCUAGCUGCCUUGCUGGUACAGCAAGGUUGGGCCGGUUCAUUCCAGGUCAAGGUGGCGAAAGAGACCAAGGACAAGAAUGCGACGGAUGGUAAGCCAUGUGUAGUGAUUACACUGUCAUUAUGUCAUACGGGCUUUUGGGCCAUGUUUGUUUUUUGAGUCCGUCGGGAAUAAGGUGACGGCAACGUCGCUGAAGUUAGAAGCAGUGCUUUUGUCGCGACAAAAUGAAUUUUCUCGAUGGCGAUGUAAUUCUUGAUGCGAUAUUCCGCUCACGGUUUUCAUGAUAGACUAAUAGUUGCCGAUUGUAAGCGUGGCUGCAAACCGGGCCAUGGCAAAGUUUGCUAUACGAAUCAAAAUUUCAUCUGAGCUAGCGCCGAAUUAAUCCGCCUUCGGUCGCUGCCAACCUACAAAAACACAGGGCCGGCCCGGAAUCAAGCUUAAAAAUCCCUACAAGACCUGGCCGCGUUUCUCUUGGCGCCUUAGAAAUUGUAUACCUUUCCAGGUAUCCUCCAAGACAUCUAUGGCCAAUUGAUGCAGAACGAAAACAAUGUCCUAUAUCUGGGCUACAUUUCGCUGGGCACUCCUCCACAACGAUUCAAGACCAUUUUUGACACUGGCUCCACUGCUUUGUGGGUGCCCAAGCAAGGGUGUUCGUCGAGGGGACCGGUGGUGGAACAUUGCGCCGCCCAGAAAGAAUUGUACGAUCCAGACGAGUCAGAGACCGCUGAUCCGACCGGACACACCUUCCAGAUCCGCUAUGGAACAGGCAGUGUUAGAGGUCAUCUGUAUGACGACACUUUCGCGGUAUGUUAAUUUAUGGUGAAGAGGGUAACAGGGGAAGGGCUCAAACGUUCUUGCGAAUUUUGUCCUGAAAAGUGUAACACCUAUUUCAUCAUAGAGAGUAAUGUUUUCACAAAAAAAUCAAUAUUUUUCCCACGCGAAAUUGGUAAAAAAAAGUGUUUUUCUCGUUGACCAUCCUUGUCUUGCAUGCCCUUUUGGAGACAAAGAUAGUCGGCUGCCUCUGCCAACCGCGGACUAGAACUUCAGGAAUUGGUAUGUGGCCACUGUCCAAUAUAUGUGCGAUUUAAAGGCAAAUCUGGGCGUCACAAUUAGAACAUCUUCUAAACAAAAACGUGGGAGUAGAACUGUUUGGUUUUUUUAAUUUCCCGUAUAUCCAACCACCAAUAGUCUAAAAAUAACUUUUGUUUGUUAGUCGACUCAUAGACCACAAAAACAGUGUUCAAAAAUUAUGAGGUAUAUAGUCUCUCGAAAAUUUUAUAACGUAUAUACUGGCCUCACUUUCAGUUCGGUGACCCAAACGGCGAUCAGCUCAAACUGAAGCGCAAAGUCCGUUUCGGCGCUGGCGAACAAAUGACCUUCGGCGACACCUCGAUUCUGGGCCUCCCCUCCUACGACAACCAAGAGGAGACCUCCAUCUUCCACGAAGCCGUACGAGAGGGCCUCAUGGACAACCCCAUCUUCACAACGUACUUGACAAAGUGCGCGCGAGAGAAGUGCGAGAACGGCGGCAUUAUCACGUUCGGAGACGAGGACCGAGAGCAUUGCGGAGAGGUGGCGGACCGAGUUAACAUCGUCAAAGGCACCACUCAUUGGGAAGUCCCAUUGCAGGGAAUGCUGGUGAACGGAGAGUUCGUUGAAGUAAAAUUGAAUGGUGUGAGUGACACUGGAACAUCACAUUUGAUCGUCCCAACCAACGUUAUGAACACAAUAAAGCAAAAGUUGCGACCUACACAAGCCGUAAGUUGAGGCGGAAUUAUGAAGCAGUUUCACAACUGUGGUAUCUUUUUUGAGCCGCAAAAAAACUUUCGAAACUUUCAAUUUUUCCAGGAAGGUGGCUACUUGAUGAGCUGCAACAGCAAAUUCACAAUUUCCGUCAUCAUCAACAAUCUGGAGUACCCCAUUGACAGCAAGAAUCUUUUGAUCCCUCAUGACGGAAAUCAAUGUCAAUUGGCGGUCGCCGGAGGUGAUUUUCCCUUUGUUUUGUUGGGCGAUCCAUUCAUCCGCGCCUAUUGCCAGAUCCACGACGUGGAGAAGAAGCAAUUGGGCUUCGCGCCGACCAACGGCAGCCCCAAACCCAAGCCUUAUAAGGGCGGAAGGAAUAACGGAAAGAAAGGAGGGAAGGGAGGCAACAACGGGGGAAAAGAUAAUGGCGGAGAAGACGGCGGAGACAACGGUAAGAGUUUUUUAUAACCGGAAUAUUGUACAUUUCAAAUUUGAAUAUAAAUCAAAUCAUAUCAUUUCUUUACAGGCCGACCUUUCUUCAAUCCCUUCAAAGGAACACCAUUCGAGAAGGCGUACGAAAAGGCCAUGAAAGACUUGCAAAAGCACAUACCGGAUUUUAACCGCUUCUAA